Messenger RNA from Clupea harengus (Atlantic herring), 956 nucleotides. RefSeq names its product proteasome 20S subunit beta 1 (gene psmb1). NCBI's taxonomy places the organism in Eukaryota, Metazoa, Chordata, Actinopteri, Clupeiformes, Clupeidae. The record is from RefSeq and is a predicted model, not a curated record. Gene Ontology annotation, cellular component: proteasome core complex; cytoplasm; nucleus.
UGUGCAUGUUCCGUGUCGGCCAUAUUGCAGUGAGACAGCGGUAUUCCUUUCAGUUCGGAUGCUUUUUUUGUAACGUUAGUUAGCUGUGUUUACGAGUUGCUAUAAUGCUUUCAUCAGAUUCGUACAGUGAGAAUGGGAAAAUGAGAGAUUAUCACUAUACUGGCCCAGUAGAGCACAGAUUCUCUCCCUAUUCAUUCAACGGAGGGACUGUGUUGGCUGUUGCCGGUGAGGACUUUGCCAUUGUGGCCUCUGACACACGUCUCAGUGAAGGCUACUCUAUCCACAGUCGGGACUCUCCAAAGUGCUACAAGCUGACUGACACAACAGUAAUUGGCAGCAGUGGAUUUCAUGGCGAUUGCCUUACUCUGACCAAAAUUAUUGAUGCUAGGCUCAAGAUGUACAAGCACUCAAAUAACAAGAGCAUGACAAGCGGAGCCAUCGCUGCCAUGCUAUCAACAAUUCUGUAUGGGCGGAGAUUUUUCCCUUACUAUGUGUACAACAUCAUCGGUGGUCUGGAUGAAGAGGGGAAAGGAGCUGUUUACAGUUUUGACCCAGUGGGAUCAUACCAGCGAGACACUUACAAAGCAGGAGGCUCAGCCAGCUCCAUGCUGCAACCCCUGCUAGACAACCAGAUUGGCUUCAAGAACAUGGAGAAUGUGCAGCACGUUCCCCUAACCCAGGAGAAGGCUGUGCAGUUGGUGAAGGACGUCUUCAUCUCGGCAGCAGAGAGAGACGUGUACACCGGUGAUGCCCUGAAGAUCUGCAUCAUCACCAAGGAGGGCAUCAGAGAGGAGACAGUCCCUCUCAGAAAAGACUGAUCCAUUCUGCUUUUUUCCCCGCCAAACUCUUCCUUGUUAUUUUUGUCCUGGCUGUUUAUUUCCAUUGAAUUGGUUAUUUGGUCACACUGUUAUUUUUACAUUCUUUCUGAAAAAUAAAAAUUAAACAUCAGAAUGUUA